UGUGUUUACGGUCAGAGGCUCACAACAAAGGAGAGCGCACUCGGAGAGGCUCUUAUCUAUAUCAGCAGCACAUUUACAACUCUCAGCACACGGACAGGCUUGGUGCGGCUUUGUUUUUUUCUGUUUCGGGGAGAAAUUAAAACAAAAUAUUUUGGGGGGGGUUUUAAGCGUUUUUUUUUUGUUGUUUUUUUUUUGGCUAGCGGGCUGGAGCCACAGAUAGUUGGGAGAAAGCAGCAGCUGGUGGGGGAGAAGCUAACAAGCAGCGACUACACCGGAGAAAGAGAAAGGACAGCGUCUUUUACAUCGCUGGCAGGACAAGUGCUGAGCGGGGGCCACAUGAAGCAUGAGAGGGUGGAGCUGAGGCUAAGCUGACCCUUCCCCUUCCUCCACCUCCUCCCCUGCCCACCAUACGAUCAGCACCCUCCCCUCCCCUCCUUUCCCUUUCCUGUCACCCUCACCUUUUUCCAUCUCACCCAGCUCACCUUCCUCUUAACCUCAAUCAGCCAUUCCUAAUGUACUCCCCGGAACAAGAAAACAUCUCCACCACCGCCUCCACCAAAGUGCCAGUGAAGUAUGGAGAGCUCAUUGUGCUGGGGUACAAUGGCUCUCUGCCCAACGGAGACAGAGGCAGACGUAAAAGCCGUUUCGCACUUUAUAAGAGACCGAAGGCGAACGGGGUGAAACCCAGCACAGUUCACGUCGCCUGCUCUCCACAGGCAGCCAAGGCCAUAAGCAACAAAGACCAGCACAGCAUCUCUUUCACUCUUUCUCGAGUGCAGACGGUGGUGGUGGAGUACACUCAUGAGAGCAAUACAGACAUGUUUCAGAUCGGCCGAUCAACAGAGAGUCCGAUCGACUUUGUGGUGACGGACACGCUCGUGGGCAGCCAAACUAACGCAGACACCCAAUCGGUCCAGAGCACCAUCUCCCGCUUCGCCUGCCGCAUCAUUUGCCAGCGCACAUCACCUUACACCGCUCGCAUCUACGCUGCGGGAUUUGAUUCCUCCAAGAACAUCUUCUUAGGGGAGAAGGCUGCUAAGUGGACCACGUCUGAUGGUCAGAUGGACGGGUUGACCACCAAUGGUGUCCUGGUGAUGCAUCCUCGCAACGGCUUCAGUCAAGACUCGAAACCAGGCGUGUGGAGGGAGAUCUCAGUCUGUGGUAACGUCUUCACCCUACGAGAGACCCGCUCAGCGCAGCAACGGGGCAAGAUGGUGGAGAACGAGACUCAGGAGCUGGUGGACGGCUCUCUCAUCGACCUCUGCGGGGCGACCCUGCUGUGGCGCACUGCCGAGGGCUUGUCCCGCACGCCCACCCUCAAACACUUGGAGGCGCUGCGGCAGGAGAUCAACGCAGCCCGGCCACAGUGCCCUGUGGGCUUCAACACGCUGGCUUUCCCCUCCAUGCGCCGCAAGGACACGCCGGAUGAGAAACAGCCGUGGGUUUACCUCCAGUGCGGCCACGUGCACGGCUACCACAACUGGGGCAACCAGCUGGGUGAGCGGGAUGGCCGGGAGGUCCGGCACAGGGAGUGCCCCAUGUGCCGAGCCAAGGGGCCGUACGUCCCACUGUGGCUGGGCUGCGAGGCGGGCUUUUAUGUGGACAACUCCCCACCCACUCACGCCUUUAACCCCUGCGGCCAUGUUUGCUCAGAGAAGACGGCGACCUUCUGGAGUCAGAUCCCGCUGCCGCACGGCACGCACACCUUUCACGCCGCCUGCCCGUUCUGCGGCCAGCAGCUGUCUGGCGAGCAAGGCUUCGUCAGACUCAUCUUCCAGAGCCCACUCGACUAGUGCAGGGCGGCGUGGGGCGGGGUCAAGCGCGGACAAUGCCUAUGGCUCCCCUCAUUUGUGGUCUUUCCUCUGCAGUUGGAUUAUUAUUAUUAACUCUUUUCUGGACUUUUUCUCUGUUGUUUUAAGUGACCUUUCUAUUGCUUUUUUCAUGAAUGACAACAAAGAUUUCUAUAUUUUCACGUGAAACCAGAGACACAAAAACCAAACAAAUAACACUGUUGUGUGUUUUUUUUUUCCCCUCUCAGAACAUCAGUAUUUAUGUAAAAUACUAACAGACCAUGAGGCAAACAUGCAGUUCUUACACAUUAUCGUUGCAAUAUAUCAUCUCUUAGAGCUAAUUUAAAGACUUUUUUUUUUAAUGUCCCACAACAUUAUUGUGUGUCUCUGACAGACUUAAUUAACCUGAGCUGUUAAUUUGAAAAUACAGUAUAUAUAUAUAUAUAUAUAUAUAUAUAUAUAUAUAUAUAUAUAUAAAGUUCUAGCUGACUGUUACACUCUGUGACUUUGACCUUUCACGUCACUUUCUGUGCAUCCGGUCGUAUUUAUACGCCAUUGUCUGGUGUGCGCUCACUUUGUGUCAUGUCCGUGCGUCUUAUCCCUUCAGUUCAUCAGGCGUCACCACGGCCUUUCACGUUCAAAGCAAUAGAUGUGGAACGGACACCUCCUGAUGCAUUAUGGGAAACUGAGUCUUCUCGGGGUUCUCCCUGAACCAACUGCGCCGUCCCUUUAAGUGGAAAUGUUUCUGUGGGCGACCACAGUUUAGCCAAGACAGUGCAGCUGUAGAUGUAGCGCCUCAGUACUUUUGACUACAGUAGAACUCGCACAGAAUAUCGAAAGGAAUACAAAUACACGACAAAAAAGUGCUGCAACUAACCACCAGUGGUGACUGUGCACAAGCGUGUGAGGUCAAUCAGAUGACUGUACGAUGUUUAAGGGUGUAACUGUGCGCUUAGAUGUAGAGCGUUAGAGUGCAUACCUCCGCCAGCGUCCUACAGGUGUUCUCACUUUGUCAUUUUGGUAUAUUAAACCAAACCACGAUUAGCAUUAGCACAUGUGGUGAUGUGGCUGUGGCUAGCAUUGGCUGCUGCUGCAGUUUGUGCUAAACGUGUGAGUUAACUGCAGUCAGUGUAAUCACAUAUCCUCACCCGUCUUAGUCAUAAUUUCGAGUUUUUCAGAAACCAUAAAAAGCUGAACCAAUUACGUAUGUACUCUUGACAUAGGGCAUUAUACUACAGGGGUAAUCACAUAAUCUUUUCAACUGAGGAUAUAGAUGAUUUUACCAGAGGUGGUCAGCAUCACGAAGAGUUAACUUUGGCAAAAAUAAAUAAAUAAGAAAUUGUCAAAAAAAAUGACAGGCCAUUAUUUUAAGAAGGUGGCGAUAUGCUAAUUACAUAUAUGUCAAGGUGUCAACUAUACCGUGUGUGCUAAUGCUAACUGUGGUUAACAUUUUCUGCCAUAUGGCAAGUUGGUGCUUAAAUGAGCCAUAUUGAUAUAACAAAAUUCGUAAAUCUGGUAAUUCCCUGAAAACCUUCAUCACUAUUAAAUCUACAGACAGGCAGGUGGGUGGGGUGGUUAGUCUGGGAGGAAUAUUUAAUAAAAUGUUUGCUUCUAAAAUUGGCCACAUUGUUCAAAACAAUUUUAAAAAAUUUGCUUUAAAUGUAGGAUGUUAUUAUGAGGGGAUUCCACAAAAAUGAAAAAUAAAGUGUUUGGGGUCUGAACCCAAAACUUAAAAAAAAAAAAAAACAACCCACAAACGUGUUGGCACCUUGUAGGCCUUGGCAGAUGUGUAUACUCGUUCUUUAUUGUAAUAACUCACAAACUGGUUCAGCAGUGAUUCUAUGCAGUGUGAAAUCUCACAUUUUGCUCAGGAUUUGAUUCAAUUUGAUGCCUCCAGAAAACUAGUUGUACAGUUUGAAAGUUUAAUUUAAAAGAAGUCAGUAAAUAUUUAGGUAUCAGGUCCACUAUUGAAUCCCACCUUUAAGAUUUAUUCGACUUUAUAACCACACAAUCAUUGCAUGGUGACGUGUUCAUUUUCUGCCCUGCUUUAAAUUUUCAAACAAAAGUAUUUGCAGCUCAGUAUUUAGGAGCUAAAUCCAGACGUUCAUUGGCAAUUAUUCCACUAACAGAUUAGUAAACACUUGUUUACUUGUUGGUCAGACGUUUGAAAUGAUCGUUUCGUGCUCUGUAAAAUUGUACCAGAGUAUUUGUUAUAUUAAUUUUGCUCACUAUUUUAUAACGAUGCAAUUCCUCUUAAACCCAACAAUUCCCAGUUGAAUUUGUCAUGGAAACUGUUGUUGCAGUUCUACUGAUGUGACUUGAUGUUUCCGUACGUGCGCUCUGAAAUGAGUCGAUAUCUGCAGGUAUCAGUAGCGUGCUUGUGUGUGUGUAUGAGUGUAAUUUAUAUGUUCAAGGUGAUUGUAUGCAGUUUGCAUGUCCACAUAUAUUAAUAUCAUCCAUCACGUGUCCCCCAGUGCUCAGACUGCAACGCUCCAAACCACCUCAGGGAGAAAAGAAACAACCUGUGUCACAGCCACUCACAGAGCAAAGGUCUGCUGAGGAUACCUCAUCAGGAAACACAUUUAUUCUGGAUAAUAAUAAAAAAUCAAACGUGUGUCUCCCUCUCCCAGUCCCAUUUUGUGAACUCUGAGGAACUGUGUCUCUUUGUGAAUAAAAUGUGUGAGUAAGGGCUUUACUCUGUCUCUAUGCUGUUACUGCAACCCUGUUUUUACAUGACGUGGCCGUCAGCGUGUCCCGCUUCUAUCCAACCGCCAUCAUCCUCUCUACAGACCUUUUGUGCUUAUAAAGCAUAGAAUGUUUCCAAAAAAACAAACAAAAAAAUAAAACAAAACACUGUUUUGUAAUAACUUUAAACAAUAAAGUGCAAAAGUGAUACAA
Thalassophryne amazonica is the source of this 4688-nucleotide messenger RNA. It is a transcript of the gene peli1b, whose product is annotated as pellino E3 ubiquitin protein ligase 1b. Bases 513 to 1793 code for a protein of 426 amino acids. The transcript has 7 exons. NCBI's taxonomy places the organism in Eukaryota, Metazoa, Chordata, Actinopteri, Batrachoidiformes, Batrachoididae. Gene Ontology annotation, molecular function: ubiquitin protein ligase activity; protein binding. Gene Ontology annotation, biological process: protein K48-linked ubiquitination; regulation of Toll signaling pathway. The record is from RefSeq and is a predicted model, not a curated record.